Molecule: messenger RNA, 523 nt
Organism: Rhodotorula graminis WP1
Lineage: Eukaryota; Fungi; Basidiomycota; Microbotryomycetes; Sporidiobolales; Sporidiobolaceae
Exons: 4
Coding region: 1-264 (87 amino acids)
Source: RefSeq, a predicted model, not a curated record
AUGUCGAUGCGCGGUCGCCUCGCCUCGCCCUUCCUCGCCAUGGCCAUUGGCGUCGGCAGCGGCAUCUGGAUCUUCAAGCCCUUGCUCGAGUCGUACAAGGACUCGACCCACGGCACCUUCCGCCCCGAGGACGACGCCCACACAGCGCCCGUCCCUCCGCUCCCGGGCACGUCGCUCCAGCCGGGCAAGACCAAGGACGGCGAGGACCUCCUCCCGCCCCCGGCGCAGGAGGUCCCGAUCGACGAGCCUGUCCGCAAAGUCUGAGGAGCGAGACGGAGCGCGCCGACGAGGUGGCGGAAUGUACUUGUAGCACUAGACCUUGCAUGCGCAUCGAGACUGCGGUACAGCAGCUGGCAGCUCAAGCAGUCCGGCGAGCCUCUCUCUCGGUCGCGAAAUUCGAGAGCCGAAGGAGCCAGCUGCUAGCCCGAGAGACAGCUCUCCUGUGCCGCAGUGAGAGAUGGUGCGCGAGGAAGGCGAAUGCAGACAGAAUGACUCUAGAAUUACAUCGAGACGAGGCCGGGCG